This is a messenger RNA of Acanthosepion pharaonis, 1815 nucleotides long. Lineage: Eukaryota; Metazoa; Mollusca; Cephalopoda; Sepiida; Sepiidae. The record is from the annotation of a GenBank genome assembly.
AUGGCGUACAAGACGGUUGACUCGGAGCACGUUAAAGGAAUUUUGUCUUCGUUUAUCUUAAAAGAUUGCGACAAAGUGCCCAAAAUAGGAGAGCUUACAGAUCUGCCGUCAACUGAUUCCAAUGAUGAGCAAAUAUUGACAGAACCUAGAAAUCGAAAAGCCUACUUGGCUAGAGUGGGAUCAUUUACAAUAUCCUUUCUAGAUUUAUCAAUCCUAACUUGGUUUGCCAAACCUCUGUCUUUAUCGCCUAUGAUUUGUGCCCGUUAUGGCUGGAAAAAUACAGAUGUUGACAUGCUACAGUGUGUCUCCUGCAAGGCUGUUUUAUGUGCAAAGCUACCAAAUUCUUCAAACCAGGAAUCCUACAAAAAAUUUUGUAACAAACUAAAGAGCUCUUUAUCAUCAUCCCAUGAAAAGUUGUGUCCAUGGCCAUCAAAUCCUAGUUCUGAAUUGUUUAUGACAAUUGAUAUCCAUAACAAAGACAGUAUUAUCAAUGGAUUUUGUGAACGGGUCCAUAAACUGUUGCAACUUGGUGAUGACAAACUUCCAAAUAUUUCCCUUGAGACAUGUGAACAGGCUGAAACUUUGUCAGAUUUCUGGGAAGUUCUUCCUGUUGCUUAUGCUGACAAAUAUUUGCAGUCAAAUCAACAGGAAAUUCUUAAAAAGGCUGUGCCUCUUGCUUUGUGUGGUUGGAUUGUUAGGAGCAAAAGUUGUGAUUUGUUGGUAUGUGAAUAUUGUCAGCGUCAGAUUGGCCUCUGGAAUUAUGUACGUGUAGCUAGCUCCCCAAACAUGAAUGGCCAUUUUGUCCCCAAAACUCCAGAACCUGCCAAUACAAGAAAGAGAAAGAAAGUUGGCAGCCCACCAGAAAAACGAAUUAAACUUAGUGUGAAGGAGACAUUGGAUCCUGUUGCUGAGCAUCGUAACUGGUGUCCUUGGGUCAACGUUGAAGCUUGUUAUGUUGCAGCUGAAUUAGACCUGGAAAUUAACCUGUUGAAUGAGGCCUAUAACAGUCAAGAUGCUGCUGCUGUGGAGAGCAGUUGCAAUGGAAGCACUGUAAGCUACCCACAAUCAAAGAAGGUGGCUGCAGCAUGGGAAGAAUCGUGUAGUAUUUUAUCAACCCACUUCAACAUCUGUGAUCCGAAUGAACCAAAAAAGGUUUCUCCUUUCGAUCACCUGCGCCAUGUUCGUAGUCUCUUAAAUUUGUGGUCAUCUCCAGAGCCACCUCCCUCAAAGUCUAUGUUUAUUUUAGAGACUCCAGAGAAUGACAAGGAGGCAAGCAGUUUGUCCAACAAAUUAGCCACUUCUCCAUCUACAGAAGUGCUUCUCAGCAAGGCAUCCUUAACAAUCAGCAAAAAGACCACCCCUCCUCUUGCAGCAUCACCCCCAUCAACUCCUCAGAUGACAAGAACAGCCAAAAUACUCACUCCUAUUAUUAUGCAAAAGCUAACUCCUCCACCUUCUGCAUCUGCCUCAGUGCCAACAGUGAGCAAAACUCCCCCUUCAAAAACUUCAUCACCAUCUGGGAAAAGUGGGGGUCCACGAGCAGCAGUCACUCCUCCCAUGCAAGGAAAGACAGCAACGACUACUGCUACUACAGCUGUAACUAGCCCUCAACAUGGGGGUAUGGCAACUCGAUCAACUUCACAUCCACACAUGAGUCCCGUAUCCACUCGUAGUAACACCAAUCAAAAUACCAACUCUCCCGGGCACACACCAAAUGUACCAGAACAUAGGGGAGUGGUUACACGAACAACAGCACAGAGAGCUUGCCAACAAAAUUUUCAGACCAGACAACAGAAAUGGCGGUGGACUAAAUAA